AUGCUAUUCUUUUUAUGCGAAAAUUUGCUAUCCGAUUCCAAUGCUAUAUUAAAAAAAGCAUAUAAGAACAGAUUGAUUGAAUUUUAUGUCAGUGGAUCUUCAUCUCAGUAUAUUAAUGGAAGUAGACAAUUAACAAAACCAGAGUACGCCUUUGACCAAAUUGACAAGGAAUAUGAUUGGUGCUCAAAUUGUGGAAAGCAUAAAGAAGACCAUCCAUGGAUUAUUUUCAAUCUUAAAAACAAGAUGUUUGAAUUCAAUGGAUAUUAUAUUAAAUCUGGUUGCUGCAGCGGAACAGAUUGUUGCUGCUGUUAUGAUGAAGUUCAUUACUGCUGCGAAUGCUGCUUAUUUAGCUGGUCAUUACAAAUUUCAAACGAUAAUUCAACAUGGAAGACAGUUCAUAAAGUAAAAAGAGACUAUGAAAUGAGACGUUGCCGUGAUAAGACUUAUAAAUUUUCAGAAACUCAUCGUGCUAAAUUUAUCAGACUUAUUCAAGACGAAGCAUGCUACGAUGACCCUCCAUGCAUUGCUAUAAACAAGAUUGAUUUUAUUGGUCAAAUAUAUGAAGAUGGAGUUCCUUUAGAUGACUAUGGUAUGGAUAAUGAAGAUGAAGACGUGAGCAUCAUUGGCCAUAUCUCUAAAAGCAAGCUCUAA
Molecule: messenger RNA, 651 nt
Organism: Trichomonas vaginalis G3
Lineage: Eukaryota; Parabasalia; Trichomonadida; Trichomonadidae
Exons: 1
Coding region: 1-651 (216 amino acids)
Source: RefSeq, a predicted model, not a curated record